CGCUUCCAUAGUCCCAAAGGUCGUGCUCGAGAGCGCUCCUUACCCACCUCCCCCCGUGGUUGCUAUGGAGACGCGUCGGCGGCGGCAGAGAUAGCAACAGAACUCAAACUGCCGAUGACGACGCAGCAGUAUAAACAACUACAAAAUACCAGUUUAAAUGUACAUUUUUCUUUUAUAAAGGAGUGAAACGAAACUGGCCAUGAAUGAAUAACACCCGACUCUGCCUAUUUAUGAACAUAAUUUUUCAGGAAAAAAAAACAGUCUUUUUUCAGAGAAAGAGAAAGAGAGAGAGAGAGCACUGUUGGCAGUGAACGAUGGCGGACUCCGUGAAACUCGGCACCCGUCCCAGGUCUUCCAAGUCUCCCAGGACUCCCAGGUCUUCCAGGUCUCCCAAAUCCCCCAAAUCUCCGAAGUCUCCCAGGUCUCCAAAGUCCUCCAGCAGAAGGAAGACAGCCGCACAAUCUUCCAAAGGACACUCUCCUCGACCCGGGUCCACACCGACCCCGGCAGAUCCAAUCAAGGAUCCGGAACCGCAGCCGACAGAGAAUGCAGCUGUUGGGGUGACAGAGCAAACCGAAAACCCAGAAAUUACACCCACUCUGGUCAUAGAAGAACCAGAUCUGAAGCCCCUGUUUAAACAGAGGGUGGUUCUCAGCGGCAUGGAGGAUGCUGUGUGGCUGGAGGAGCACGAUAAUAUCCUGGAGAAGUUCAUUGGAGACCCCGCACUGAGACUGCUGGUCGUAUACCUGGACUCCUACGCAGGGCUGCGAUUGGAGUUCUUCAUACCAACACAGGUCACUGACCAGCUGACGUACUUCAUCAGGAAGGAAGGCCAGCGGAUCACGGCCCAGGGGUUUGAGCGCGAGGUGCAGUUCGGGACGGUGCGGGCGGGCCACACCGAGAGCCUGCUCAGACUCAUGAACGGGAUCUACGCUCCGCAGAUAUUCGACAACAACACCUGGCCGGACAGCAUCAGGAACAACUUCUCUGCUCACCUGCACCGCUUCCUCGCCAGCCUGACAGACACCCGGUACAAGCUGCAAGGACACACUGUGCUGUACAUCCCUGGGGAGGCUCUCAAACUGAAGCCUGUCAUCGCAGCCAAGGAUAAAGAGCUUGUUCAGAGACUGGAAACUGCGAUGAUCCACUGGACCCGUCAGAUCAAGGAGGUUCUGAGUGCUCAGGAGGCAGUGGAGACCGGGGACAACUCGGGCCCGCUGGAGGAGAUCGAGUUCUGGAGGAGCCGCUGUGCCGACCUGACCGGGAUCAGUGAGCAGCUGGACAAGCCCGGGGUUAAGCACAUCCGAACCAUCCUGGAACUUUCCAAGUCCUCCUACGUGACGCCCUUCUGCAAGCUCUCCAAGCAGAUCCAGGACGGGUCGUUGCAGGCUCAGUCCAACCUCUCGUUCCUGUCUAUCAUGGGGUCUCCCUGUGAGGAGCUGGCUAAGCUGAAGCCGCGUGACAUCCCAGACAAGCUGCCUCAUCUCCUCAGCCUUAUCCGAGUCAUCUGGGUGAACUCAGUCUACUACAACACACGGGAGAGGCUCACCUCCCUCUUCCGCAAGCUGAGCAACGAGAUCAUCCGGCUGUGCUGCAAGGAGAUUUCCCUGGAGCGGAUAUUCGAGGGGUACAUCGUAUCCAGCAAGCAGAGCCUCAAUGAGUGUGUGCGCUGCUGCAUGGCCUGGAAGCAGCACUACCUUCACAUCUCCCAGCUACAUCACAAGUGCUCAUCCACAGGCUGGGUUUUGGAUCAGACCAGUAUUUUUGCACAGGUGGACGCUUUUAUGCAACGCUGUAAAGACUUGCUGGAGGUGUGUCAGUGCCAGCAGCACUUUGCCCGGCGAGAGGAAGGGAACCAGACUCCGCUGCCCUGCUUCACCGGGCACAAGGGACCAGAGAUCGCCCGCAGCUUGCUGGAGAUCGAGGGCACUUUCGAGAAGAACCUGCUCAUCCUCAAAGCCGCCAAGAAGACCAUCUUGGACGUCAAGAACACGUCCUGGCAUGACGAUUACAACAGGUUCCGGUCAAAUAUGAAAGACCUGGAGGUGAUGAUGCAGAACCUGAUCACCACUGCUUUCGAGACGGUCACCACGGUGGAGCAAGGAGUGAAGCUGCUGGACGUCUUUCAGCACCUGUCUGCACGAGAGGCAAUCAAACGCACCAUUGACAAGAAGACAGUGGAUGUGUAUGCCCUCUACAAUGACGAGCUGAGCCGGGUCAGCAGAGAGUUAAGCAGGAAGAUCUGCAUUCUGCCGGCCCACAUGCCACAAUACGCAGGACAGGCGCAUUGGGCCAGAGUACUGCGCCGGCGCAUCGAGAGACCAAUGGAGAUCCUGUCGAAGGCUCACUACGUGCCGCAGAUCGGCUUGGGUGUGGAGACGAGGGCCGUGUACAAGCAGCUGCUGCAGACUCUGGAUGAGCUGGUGAGGAAGAUCUUCACAGACUGGACCCAGGGACUGGACCGGCAGUGUGAGAGGAGACUGGACACCCCCCUCCUGAUCCGCAGUGCUGAGAAGCCCGGCAUGCUGGACGUCAACUUCGACAAGAACCUGCUGAAGAUGUUUAAUGAGAUCCACUACUGGGAGCGUCUGCUGUUUGAGAUCCCCCAUUACGUGGCGGAGGUGUACCAUCGCAAAGAGGACCUGAGGAACCUGCGGGAGAAUGUGUUGCUGGUGGUCCGAGACUACAACAGGAUCAUCGAAGUUCUGUCCAGUGAGGAGAGGGGUCUGUUCCGCGAGCGGAUCCGGUUCCUGGAUAAGAAGAUCCAGCCCGGGCUUUCCAAGCUCCUCUGGUCCUCCAAAGGGGCUUCGAACUACUUCAUUCAGGAGUGCAGGCUUCACGCCAGCAAGGUGCAGCUGAUGGUGGACGAGUACAAGUCAGCGAACCUGCUGGUGUCGCAGUGCGCCCGUCAAAUCAGCGAGCUGCUGCUGGUGCGAGUGGACGGCAAGCGCGUCUACAAGGACCUGGAGUUCGAGCAGGACCAGCAGGGGCAGCGUGACAGCGUCCUGAGCAAGCUGCAGAGCGUUCACCAGGACAUCGUCAACACCAUGGCGCGCACCUACGAGACCUUCAAGAACGACGGGCAGGAGGUGCAACAGCACUGGCUGAACUACACAGACCAGAUGGACCGCAUGGUGGAGGAGGCCUUUCGGCUCAACAUCAAGUGGUCACUUCAGGAGCUGGCCAAAGCCAUCAAUGGGGACAGCAAGACCACUCCCAACCCCCUGUUCAGAGUUAUGGUGGUACUGCUCAGCGACCUGCCAGGCUCCACCGCUCAGGUGGAGUUUUCCCCUACUUUAUCCAACCUGGCGAACAUCGUCAACAGCAUUUGCAGCCAGCUCAUCAGCACCAUCUCCAUCUUCAAGCGCCUCCCUGACCUCCUCACCAAGAGCAAGUCUCAGAGAGAGCCCAUCCACGUGAUCAUCGAGCGCGAUGACGACAUCAAAAAGAUCCAAGCCCAGAUCAGUGCGGGCAUGGCAGCCAACGCUGCGCACCUGCAGAGCUACCAGAAGACCUGGGACACGUACCGGGAGAUCUGGGAGAUCAACAAGGACUCCUUCAUCCGCAGAUACCAGCGGCUCAACCCCCCAGUGUCCUCCUUCGACGCUGACAUCGCCAGGUACACAGAGGUGGCGAACAAUGUGCAGAAGGAGGAGACGGUGCUCAAUAUCCAGUUUGUGCUGCUCGACUGCUCCCCGCUCAAGUUCUCCCUGGUGCAGCACUGCAACGAGUGGCAGAACAAGUUCACCACGCUGCUGAGCGAGAUGGCCAGCGAGCAGCUCAGAGAGCUGCAUCUGUUCCUGAAGGACAAUGGUGACAAAGUCAGCAGGCCCCCUCAGACCCUUGUGGAGCUUGGAGACAGCCUGAAGCUUCUGGAGACACUGCAGAGCGAGUUGUCCAAGACGGAGGCUCGAAUCCCCCCCAUUCACGAGCAGUUUGCCAUCCUGGAGAAGUACGAGGUUUCCAUCAGCUACACCGUACAGCAGAUGCUGGAGGACCUGAAUGGUGAAUGGCUCUCCUUCCAACAGUGUAUCAUAGACAGCGACGCCAUGCUGAAGAAACACAAGGAGAAGUUCAAGACCAGCCUCAUCCACUCUGCAGAGGAGUUCAAGAAGAAGGCGCACGGCAUCAGCGAAGAAUUCACAGCGUCAGGUCCGUUCAGCAGCUCGGUGGGUCCAGACCUAGCUCUGGAUCAGAUCGCUGCCAUACGCUCUCAGCUGGACUUCCUGAAGGAGGAGGAGGCAACCAUUCGACACGGCCUGGGCAUCUUCAAGCUAGAGCAGCCCACCUCCAAGGAGAUCCUGGCACUCGACAAGGAUCUGGACAUGCUUCAGCAGACCUGGCGGAUCACGAAGGAGUGGGAGGGCCACUGGAACGACUGGAAGGUGGGCCGAUUCGUGGACCUGCAGACUGAUAAAAUGGAGGCCGUGGCACAGGGGCUGUUCAAGAAGCUGCUCAAGCUCAGCCGGGACCUCAAGGAGAAGAACUGGGAGAUCGUGGACACGUCAAGGAACAAGGUCGACCAGUUCAGGAGAACGAUGCCCCUGAUAUCAGACCUGAGGAACUCAGCAAUGAGAGAGAGACACUGGAAUCAGAUCAGACACGAGGUUCAGCGAUCCUUUGACCAGACCGCAGAAGACUUCACCCUGGAGAAGAUUGUGGAGCUGGGGCUGGACCAACAUGUCGAGAAGAUCAACGAGAUAUCGGGGGCUGCCACCAAGGAGCUCUCCAUAGAGCUGUCUCUUGAAGGAAUAGCAAAGACCUGGAAUGUUACAUCCCUUGACAUUGGACCUUACAAAGACAAAGGACACCACAGACUGAGAGGCACGGACGACGUGUUCCAGGCGCUGGAGGACAACCAGGUGUCCCUGUCCACAAUGAAGGCGUCCCGCUUCGUCAAAGCGUUCGAGCAGGAGGUGGACCGCUGGGAGCGCUGCCUGUCCCUCAUCCUGGAGGUCAUUGAGAUGAUCCUCACAGUGCAGCGGCAGUGGAUGUACCUGGAGAAUAUCUUCCUGGGAGAGGAUAUCCGCAAGCAGCUGCCCAGAGAGUCCGCUGAGUUCGAUGAAAUCAACAGCAGCUGGAAAUCCAUCAUGGAGCGACUGAACAAAGACAGCAACGCGCUGAGAGGGACCCACCACCCAGGCCUGCUGGAGAAGCUGACGGAGAUGAACACAAAGCUGGAGGAGAUUCAGAAGUCUCUGGACAUGUACCUGGAGACCAAGCGUCAGAUCUUCCCCCGCUUCUACUUCCUGUCCAACGACGACCUGCUGGAGAUCCUGGGCCAGUCGCGCAACCCUGAAGCCGUGCAGCCCCACAUGAAGAAGUGCUUCGACAACAUCAAGUCCCUCAAGAUGCAGAAGAUGGGGAUUACCAGCAAGUAUGAAGCUUCUGCGAUGUUCUCAGCCGACGGGGAGGGAGUGGAAUUCACCCACCCUGUCUUGCUGGAGGGGCCAGUGGAGGCUUGGCUGUGUGAUGUGGAGAAGACCAUGCGCUGGACCCUGAAGGAAUCCCUUAAGAACUGCCGCAUCGCGCUCAAGAAGAUGACAGGGAAGAGGGACAAGUGGGUCAAGGACUGGCCAGGACAGAUGCUGAUCGCCUCCAGUCAGAUCCAGUGGACCACUGACGUCACCAAGUCUCUGAUCACCAGCAAGGAGAGAGCUGACAAGAGUGCUCUGAAAAACAUGAAGAAAAAACAGGUGUCUAUGCUGAACAAGUACUCGGAGGCUAUCCGAGGGAACCUCAAUAAGAUCAUGCGGUUGAAGAUCGUGGCUCUGGUGACAGUGGAGGUGCAUGCCAGGGAUGUGAUCGACAAGCUCAUCAAGUCUGGCUGCAUGGACGUCUCCGCCUUCGAGUGGCUGUCCCAGCUCCGGCUGUACUGGGACAAGGACAUCGAUGACUGUAUAAUCAGACAGACUAACACCCAGUUCCAGUAUGGAUAUGAGUACCUGGGGAACUCCGGACGCCUGGUCAUCACGCCUCUCACUGACCGGUGUUUCAUGACCCUCACCACAGCCCUGCACCUGCACCGCGGCGGCUCACCCAAGGGACCCGCCGGCACAGGCAAAACCGAGUCCGUGAAAGACCUGGGCAAAGCACUGGGCAUGUACGUCAUUGUGGUCAACUGCUCCGAGGGGCUGGACUUCAAAUCCAUGGGCCGCAUGUACUCUGGACUUGCACAGACUGGGGCGUGGGGCUGUUUCGACGAGUUUAACCGCAUCAAUAUCGAGGUGCUGUCGGUCGUAGCCCAGCAGAUCCUGUCCAUCCUGUCAGCUCUCUCCGCCAACCUGGACCGCUUCAUCUUUGAGGGGAGAGAGAUCAGCCUGGUGUGGUCCUGCGGCAUCUUCAUCACCAUGAACCCGGGGUAUGCGGGCAGGACGGAGCUGCCUGACAACCUGAAGUCCAUGUUCAGACCCAUCUCCAUGGUGGUGCCAGACUCCACCCUCAUCGCUGAGAUCAUUCUCUUUGGAGAGGGCUUCAACAACUGCAAGGUCCUGGCGAAGAAGGUGUUCACUCUGUACACCCUGGCUGUGCAGCAGCUGUCCAAGCAGGAUCACUACGACUUCGGGCUGCGGGCUCUGACCUCCCUGCUGCGAUACGCCGGGAAGAAGCGGCGCGUCCGACCCGACGCCGCUGACGAGGAGAUCCUCCUGAUGUCAAUGAAGGACAUGAACAUUGCUAAGCUCACCUCGAUGGACCUCCCCCUGUUUACAGCCAUUGUUCAGGACCUCUUCCCAGGCGUGGACACCCCCAUAAUCGACUACGGAAAGCUAAGAGAAACAAUCGAGGCGGAGCUGAAGACCAGCGGGCUGCAGGCGACCCCCUUCACCAUGGCCAAAGUGAUCCAGCUGUACGAGACGAAGAACUCGCGCCACUCCACCGUGAUCGUGGGCAAGACGUGCAGCGGCAAGUCCGUGACGUGGAGGACCCUGCAGUCUGCCAUGAACGCUCUGUAUAAAAAGGGAGAGCCGGGCUACUGCCUGGUCAGGGACUGCCCUCUGAACCCCAAGGCGCUGUCCCUUGGCGAGCUCUACGGAGAGUAUGACCUCACGACCAAUGAGUGGACAGACGGAGUCCUGUCCAGUCUUAUGAGAACAGCCUGCGCAGAUGAGAAGCCGGAUGAGAAGUGGAUCAUGUUCGACGGCCCGGUGGACACCCUGUGGAUCGAGAGCAUGAACUCUGUGAUGGACGACAACAAAGUGCUCACCUUGAUCAACGGGGAGAGGAUCUCUAUGCCAGAGCAGGUGUCUCUGCUGUUUGAGGUGGAGGACCUCUCGGAAGCCUCUCCAGCCACAGUGUCCCGGUGUGGGAUGGUCUACACCGACUACAGCGACCUGGGCUGGAAGCCCUACGUGCAGUCCUGGAUCGACAAGCGCAAAAAGGAGGAAGCGGAACCCCUUCAGCGGCUCUUUGAUAAAUUCAUCCACAAGACCAUGGAGUUCAAGAAGGCUAACUGCAGGGAGCUGGUCCCCAUCGCUGAAUUCAACGGGGUCGUGUCUCUGUGCAAACUCUAUGAGGCGCUGGCCACUCUGGAGAAUGGGGUGAACCCGAGCGACUCUGAGAAUUACAGCCGCAUGGUGGAGCUGUGGUUCACCUUCAGUAUGAUCUGGUCAGUGUGCGCCGCUGUGGACGAGGACGGCCGCAAGAAGAUAGACAACUUCCUCCGAGAGAUGGAGGGCACCUUCCCCAACAAGGACACUAUCUAUGAGUAUUAUGUGGACGCCAAGAACAAGACCUGGGCCCCGUUUGAGGAUAAACUUCCCAAGGGGUGGAGGUACCCGCAAAACGCCCCGUUCUAUAAGAUCAUGGUUCCCACAGUGGAUACGGUGCGCUAUAAUUUCCUGGUGAGCUCGCUGGUGUCCAACCAGUGUCCGGUGUUACUGGUGGGUCCGGUUGGGACUGGGAAGACCUCGGUGGCCCAGAAUGCCCUGCAGUCCCUCGAUUCGUCUAAGUGGUCAGUGCUGACCGUUAACAUGUCCGCCCAGACCACCUCGAACAACGUCCAGGACAUCAUUGAGAGCCGCGUUGAGAAAAGGACCAAGGGUGUGUACGUCCCUGUGGGUGGGAAGAAGCUGAUCACCUUCAUGGACGAUCUCAACAUGCCUGCCAAAGACUCGUUUGGCUCCCAGCCCCCCCUGGAGCUGGUGCGCCUCUGGAUCGACUACGGCUUCUGGUACGACCGGCAGAAACAGACCGUCAAGUACGUCAAGGACAUGUUUCUGAUGGCCGCUAUGGGUCCCCCUGGUGGCGGGAGGACUCACAUAUCAGGACGCCUGCAAAGUCGAUUCAACCUCAUCAACAUGACUUUCCCCACGGAGUCCCAGAUCAAGCGUAUUUACGGCGCCAUGAUCAACCAAAAGCUGCAGGAGUUUGAGGAGGAGGUGAAGCCCAUUGGGAACGUGGUCACUCAAGCCACGCUGGAGAUCUACAACGCCAUUGUGCAGAAGUUCCUUCCCACCCCAGCCAAAAUACACUACCUGUUCAACCUGAGGGACAUCUCCAAGGUGUUCCAGGGCAUGCUGCGGGCUCACAGAGACUUCCACGAUACCAAACACAGCAUCACACGGCUCUGGAUACAUGAGUGCUUCAGGGUGUUUUCAGAUCGCCUGAUUGACCAGAGCGACAUGGACACCUUCACUGGGAUGAUGGCAGAGAAACUGGGCUUGCUCUUCAGCCAGACCUACCACAACAUCUGCCCCAACAAACAGCCUCCCAUUUUCGGUGAUUUUAUCCGGGAGCCGCGGGUGUACGAGGACCUGGUGGACUUCAAAGCUCUGAAGCAGUUCAUGGAGACCCAGCUGGGAGAUUACAACAUCACCCCUGGGGUGGUGCCCAUGAGCCUCGUGCUCUUCAGAGACGCCAUUGAGCACAUUGCCCGCGUGGUGCGUGUGGUCAGCCAGCCCCGGGGGAACAUGCUCCUGAUUGGGAUCGGAGGCUCAGGCAGGCAGAGCCUCUCCCGCCUCUCCUCCUUCAUCUGCGAAUACGACGUCUUCCAGAUCGAGGUCACCAAGAUCUACCGCAGGCAGGAGUUCAGAGAAGACAUCAAGAAGCUGUACCGUCAGACUGGAGUCGACAACAAGCCCACAGUGUUUCUGUUUCCGGACACUCAGAUCGUGGAGGAGUCCUUCUUAGAGGACAUCAACAACAUCCUGAGCUCUGGGGAGGUGCCCAAUCUCUACAAGGCAGACGAGUUUGAGGAAAUUCAGAGUGCCUUGGCGGAAGCAGCUAAAGCAGAAAGCCUUCCGGAGACUCCAGACAGUAUCUUCAGUUACCUGAUCGAGAGAGUGAGGAGCAACCUGCACAUUGUCCUGUGCAUGAGCCCCGUGGGGGACCCGUUCCGGAACCGCCUUCGUCAGUACCCAGCACUCGUGAACUGCACCACCAUCGAUUGGUUCUGUGAGUGGCCCAAAGAUGCCCUGCUGGAAGUGGCAGAGAAGUACCUGGAAGGAAUGGCCCUGGGGGCAAUCGAAGGGAUAAACAGCAAAGUGUCUCAGGUGUUUGUCACCGUGCACCAGUCUGUGGCUGAGUAUUCCCAGAAAAUGAAGCUGGAACUGCGAAGGCACAACUACGUCACGCCAACCAACUACCUGGAGCUGGUGUCUGGCUAUAAAAAACUGCUGGGGGAGAAGCGCAAGGAAGUGGGAAACCAGGUGAACAAGCUGCAGAACGGCCUGUUCAAGAUCGACGAGACCCGGACCAAGGUGCAGGCCAUGUCCCUGGAGCUGGAGGAGGCCAAGAAGAAAGUGGCGGAGUUUCAGAAGCAGUGCGAGGAGUACCUGGUCAUCAUCGUGCAGCAGAAACGAGAGGCCGACGAGCAGCAGAAGACUGUGACAGCACACAGUGAGAAGAUCGGCGCCGAGGAGAUCAAGUGCAAAGCGAUGGCGGAGAACGCACAGAGGGACCUGGAUGAGGCCCUGCCAGCGCUAGAGGAGGCCAUGAAGGCUCUCGAGUCCCUGAACAAGAAGGACAUGACGGAGAUCAAGUCGUACGGCCGUCCCCCCGUCCUGGUGGAGACGGUGAUGCAGGCCGUGAUGAUUCUCCGAGGGAACGAGCCGACCUGGGCAGAGGCCAAGAGGCAGCUGGGUGAGUCGAACUUCAUCAAGCAGCUGGUGCACUUUGACAAGGAUAACAUCUCUGACCGCGUGCUGAAGAAGAUCGGGCAGUACUGCACCCAGCCCGACUUCCAGCCUGAGAUCAUCGGCCGUGUCUCAUCAGCAGCCAAGUCCCUAUGUAUGUGGGUCCGAGCCAUGGAGGUGUACGGGCGUAUUUACCGAGUGGUGGAGCCCAAGCGGGCCCGUCUCAACGGAGCAAUGCAGCAGCUGGCUGAGAAGCAGAGGGACCUGGCCGAAGCACAGGCGAAACUCAGAGAGGUGGGAGAGAAGCUGGAAUUACUGAAGAAGCAUUACGAUGAGAAACUGACUCAGAAAGAGGAGCUGCGCUUGAAGUCCGAGGACAUGGAGAUGAAACUGGACCGGGCCGCCAAGCUGGUCUCAGGGCUGGCCGGGGAGAAGAUCCGCUGGGAGGAGACUGUCAAGGGGUUGGAAGAAGACAUGGGGUACUUGGUGGGAGACUGUCUGUUGGCUGCAGCCUUCCUCUCUUACAUGGGUCCGUUCCUGUCAAACUACCGAGACGAAAUCGUCUCGAAAAUCUGGAGACAGAUCCGGGAUCUGACCAUACCCUGCUCCCCCAGCUUCAGCUUCGCUAACUUCCUGUCCAAGCCGACGGUGGUCCGAGAUUGGAAGCGUCAGGGACUGCCUUCCGACGCCUUCUCGACGGAGAACGGGGUCAUUGUCACCCGCGGCAACCGGUGGCCCCUCAUGGUAGACCCUCAAGGACAAGCUCUUAAAUGGGUCAAGAACAUGGAGAUGUCAAAGGGUCUGAAGGUGAUCGACCUGCAGAUGAGUGAUUUCAUGCGGGUCAUGGAGAAUGCAGUCCAGUUCGGCUCGCCCAUCCUGCUUCAGAAUGUGCAGGAGGAGCUGGAUCCGUCGCUGUCCCCCAUCCUCAACAAAUCCGUCACCAAAGUCGGCGGUCGAUUGCUGAUCAGGCUGGGCGAUAAGGAGGUGGAGUACAGCCCCGAGUUUCGUUUUUACAUCACCACCAAACUGUCGAACCCGCACUACACUCCGGAGAUCUCCACCAAAACCAGCAUUGUCAACUUUGCUGUCAAAGAGCAGGGUCUGGAGGCACAGUUGCUGGGGAACGUGGUGCGCAAGGAGAGACCGGAGCUGGAGGAGCAGAAAGACACCCUGGUCAUCAACAUCGCGUCAGGGAAGAACAAACUGCAGGAGCUGGAGGACGAGAUCCUGCGGUUGCUGAACGAAGCCACGGGCUCUCUGCUGGACGAUGUCCAGCUGGUCAACACCCUGCAGACCUCCAAGGUGACCGCCACAGAGGUGGCCGAGCAGCUGCAGGUCACCGAGCAGACGGAGAUCAAAAUCGACAUGGCCAGAGAGGCGUACCGCCCCUGUGCUCAGAGGGCCUCCAUCCUGUUCUUCGUGCUCAAUGACAUGGGCCGCAUCGACCCCAUGUACCAGUUCUCUCUGGACGCCUACAUAGACCUGUUCAACCAGAGCAUCGAGAAGAGCCAGCGCAGCACCAAGCUGGAGGAGAGGAUCAGCAACCUCAACGAAUACCAUACCUACGCUGUGUACAGGUACACGUGUCGGGGGCUGUUUGAACGUCACAAGAUGCUCUUCAGCUUUCAGAUGUGCUCCAAGAUCCUGGAGGUGGCUGGCAAGCUGAACAUGGAUGAGCACAACUUCUUCCUGAGAGGCGGGGUGGUGCUGGAUAAAGAAGGCCAGAUGGACAACCCUUGCACAGGCUGGCUCUCCGAUGCCAACUGGGAUAACAUCACGGAGCUGGAGAAGCUCACCAACUUCCACGGCAUCAUGAACUCCUUCGAGCAGUACCCCCGCGACUGGCAAGCCUGGUUCACCAGCGAUGAGCCGGAGACCGCCACACUGCCCGGGGAGUGGGAGAACGCCUGCAACGAGCAACAGAGGAUGCUGAUCGUGCGCUCGCUGCGGCAGGACAGGGUGGCUUUCUGCGUCACCUCCUUCAUCAUCAACAACCUGGGCUCCAAAUUCGUAGAGCCGCCAGUGCUGGACAUGAAGUCGGUACUUGACGACUCCACCCCUCGCACUGCCCUGAUCUUCGUGCUGUCUCCCGGGGUGGAUCCCACCAGCUCCCUGCUCCAGCUGGCUGAGGUGUGCGGGAUGGCACCUCGCUUCCAUGCCCUCUCCCUGGGGCAGGGGCAGGCUCCCAUCGCCACGCGCAUGAUCAAAGAAGGAGUCAAGGACGGUAACUGGGUGUUCCUGGCGAACUGCCACCUCUCUCUGUCCUGGAUGCCCCAGCUGGAUAAGCUGGUGGAGCAGCUGCAGCUGGAGGAACCGCACCCCGACUUCCGGCUGUGGCUCAGCUCCAGCCCGCACCCCGACUUCCCCAUCUCCAUCCUGCAGGCCGGCAUCAAGAUGACCACCGAGCCGCCCAAGGGUCUGAAGGCGAACAUGAAGCGACUGUAUCACCUGAUCACAGAGCAGCAGUUCAGCCGCUGCUCCAAGCCCCCCCUCUACAAGAAGCUGUUCUUCUCCCUGUGCUUCUUCCACAGCGUGCUGCUGGAGAGAAAGAAAUUCCUGCAGCUAGGCUGGAACAUCGUAUAUGGCUUCAACGACUCUGACUUUGAGGUAUCGGAGAACCUGCUGGGCCUGUACCUGGACGAGUACGAGGAGACCCCCUGGGACGCCCUCCGCUACCUCAUCUCGGGGGUCAACUAUGGGGGGCACGUGACGGACGACUGGGACCGCCGGCUACUCACCACCUACAUCAACGACUACUUCUGUGAGCAGGCUGUCACCACGCCCUUCUUCAAGCUCUCUUGCUUGAACACAUACUGCAUCCCGAAGGACGGGAACCAGGCUUCCUACAAGGAGUACAUCAGUAUGCUGCCCAACAUGGACCACCCCGAGGCGUUCGGACAGCACCCCAACGCAGACAUCGCCAGCCAGAUCAGAGAGGCACGCACGCUGUUCGAGACACUGCUCUCUUUGCAGCCCCAGCUCACCGCCAGCACAGGAGCCGGGGGACAGAGCAGGGAGGAGAAGGUUCUGGAGAUCUCGGCUGACGUGCGUCAGAAGAUCCCGGACGAGCUUGAUUACGAAGGAACGCGCAAAAUGCUGGCCGACGACCCCUCACCCCUCAACGUGGUGCUGCUGCAGGAGAUCCAGAGAUACAACUCCCUGCUGAGCACCAUCAAGUCCUCUCUAAUCGAGCUGGAGAAGGGGAUCCAGGGCCUGGUCGUCAUGUCAACCAGCCUGGAGGAGACCUUCACUUGCAUCUACGAUGCCAGAGUGCCGCCCAUGUGGGAGAGGGCAUACCCCUCUCUCAAGCCCCUCGGCUCCUGGACCCGGGACCUGGUGCAGCGGGUCGAGCAGUUUGCCAAAUGGGCCGAGACGGCCCACCCCCCAGUUCUGUUCUGGCUGUCUGGGUUCACCUUCCCCACGGGCUUCCUGACUGCAGUGCUGCAGGCCUCUGCACGGCUCAACAACAUCUCAGUGGACACUCUGUCCUGGGAAUUCAUUGUCUCCACUGUGGACGACAAUAACCUGCUAUUCCCGCCCAAGGACGGCGUGUUUGUGAAGGGGCUGUUCCUGGAGGGAGCUGGCUGGGAUCAGAAGAACUCGAGUCUGGUGGAGGCUCAGCCCAUGCAGCUGGUGUGCCCGAUUCCCACCAUCCACUUCAAACCUGUGGAAAACAAGAAGAAGAGUGGGAAAGGAACGUACGCUUGCCCUUGCUACUACUUCCCGAAUCGCGCCGGACUGUCCGGCAGGGCCUCCUUUGUGGUGGGAGUGGACCUGAAAUCAGGAGCCAUGCAGCCUGACCACUGGAUCAAGAGGGGCACCGCCCUGCUCAUGAGCCUGGACAGCUAGGAGCCCCACCCAGGGAGCGGGCUGCCUUCAUCAGGGCGGUCCUUACACAGCAAAACACAACCACAACUCACUCAGCAUGGCUCGCAACAAAAAACUCAGGAGCGCUUUCCUGUCCUUCAGCUACUGCAGUCAAGUAUCUAUGAAAGAAAGCACAAUAACAUGAAAACAUAUAAUAUCACAGGAUAACAAUAUAAAAACUUAAAAAAUAAUUAUUUAUUAACUUAAUAUGGGCCGGAUUUAUAAAAGAGCUUUAACCCGCUGUGACAUUUAUUUUUUGUGAAAGAGAAAGUCAAACUGUGUCAAAGAAUUCAUUUAAGGACUCAGAAUUGGUCCAAGUUUUAUAAGAUCGGGGGCUGGUUGCAUAAAACACCUUAAGUAUUAAGUUUAAGUUUUUAACUCUACAGGAUCUUCCCUUAACUAGGGUAAGGGUAGGGUAAUGUGUUCAGCUGCUUCGUGCAACAGCUUUAAACUCCAGGAGCACUAAGGGGAAAAUUAAACUAAAGGUGUUUUAUGCAACCUAUUCACAGAGCUUUGGUCACGAGUUUUUAAAGACGUGCUGUGUUAAAGACUGUGCUAGAUCUGACCCUAUCUGUCCAGUACACUCUGCCCCUCUGUUUUGUCUCUCAGGCUUGUCGUUUUGAUACGUUUUCCUGUCUGUUUCAGAUUAACCUGCUUCUAUUAAAAGCCCCAAACGAACCAACACUGUUGUUACUCUUCACGGCUGUUUCCAUGACCCCUAAUGCUCUGAAGUUACUUUAGAUAAGGGCAAGUCCAAGAUGAGCGAUUAUCAGACCCCGUGUAACCAGCGGUAAAUCUUUUGAAUGCUUAUGUGCAUUGAGUAUUAUUGAAGUCUUGUGUAGAUAGGGGUCAUAUUAAAAUGCAAUCUGUUCUGGGGCAGUUUUUGGCCACGGUUACUUGUUUGGUGCCAUAGUUGUCGGGUUCAAAAAAUGUAACACCUUUAAUAAAAAUAAAUA
This is a messenger RNA of Acipenser ruthenus (sterlet), 14896 nucleotides long. RefSeq names its product dynein axonemal heavy chain 2-like. Gene Ontology annotation, molecular function: ATP binding; minus-end-directed microtubule motor activity; dynein intermediate chain binding. Gene Ontology annotation, biological process: microtubule-based movement. Lineage: Eukaryota; Metazoa; Chordata; Actinopteri; Acipenseriformes; Acipenseridae. The record is from RefSeq and is a predicted model, not a curated record. The coding region runs from base 315 to 13922 and encodes 4535 amino acids. The transcript is spliced from 88 exons. Gene Ontology annotation, cellular component: dynein complex.